Molecule: messenger RNA, 5271 nt
Organism: Besnoitia besnoiti
Lineage: Eukaryota; Apicomplexa; Conoidasida; Eucoccidiorida; Sarcocystidae
Exons: 7
Coding region: 1-5271 (1756 amino acids)
Source: RefSeq, a predicted model, not a curated record
AUGGGAAUCUCACAGAGAUAUUCACGCGUAGCAAAGCUUCGCUCUUCCAGACUUUCCACCGAUAUCACAUGGAAGACCACACUCGUCCGAUCCUUCUUUUCUGAUGAGCAAAUCGACGAACUCGGAUUUCCUGAAGAGGAGAUCGCAGACUACAUGAUCAAGCACAUUGUGCCAUUCGUGAAAUCACACUUGGCACACGCCUUGAAAAUUCGCACCGAAGACUUCGACCAGUUUGUGGCGGACAGGCUCGCCGACCAAGGGGUGGUGGCAACAGGCCAGCAGGACAAAAUCAAGAAAGUCAUGCAGGCUCUAGCUGCUGCAAAAGUGCAGAUCACGGACCAGACGGAUACGCUGGAAGAGCAACAAAACAAAGUAGCGGAGUUGUCUCAGAAGCUGGAGGCGGCUACUCGGUAUCUGGAAGAGAAAGCUACAACCUUGGAGCAGCAAGUCCUCUACAAAGAAGCGUGGAAGCAUGAGCAGCACCUCAAGGAUGAAGCAAAAUUUCCUAAGGAUGCAAUAGACGCCCUCAGGGAUCUCGAAGAGGAGGUCAGCCAUGCAGCAGAAACUUCUAACGACGUCGAAAAAGCCUCCAGCGACACCGCGGAGCAGCAGCAACCUUCAGGUUCCCAGCCAUGCACCUCAGAAAAUGCAGCGGCCGCAAGAGAUGAUUCCCCUAAGUCGAGGGAAAUGGAGCGGGUCCUCGUGGACGGUAUGGCAGAGAUUCGAGAUCUCCUCGGCAAGCUUCUGGCCAAUGUGAGUUCAGAUAUCCAUUCAGCAUCCAUUCAGCAUCUCACAGCUGCUGACGCGGGUCUAUGCCGGCGCGCUUUCGAGGGGACCCUAUACAACUGCAAGGAGGGAGGAAGCGACCCACUAUGCAACCAGGCAGAGCACGCUGCGUCUGCAAGCGUGGCGGUGAAUCCGUCAGAGCAGCAGGCGCCCUCUCCGAUGAGAAGCGUAGCCGAUGCCACGACCGAAACAGACGACUCCCAAGUGAACCUUACCAGGGCGCGUUUUUCCGCACUGCACCGUCCUCCUCUGGGCUCGUUACUUCGACGCCCGGAGCCGGUACCUCUCGGCCCGCCCCAGUCUCCGUCGUCCUUCUACCCCCCUUCCUCGCAGUCUUUCGGAGUUCCCCGGUCUCAGUUGACUCCGCUUCUUGCUUCUUCCGACGUAUGCCCUCAGCCCCACGAGGUACUUACACUCGUAGCUGCAUCGGCGCGCAGCACGCCGUCACCGGAGAGCCGCGCAAUCGCUCUGCCUCUCGUCGAGCAGGAACCCCCUCAGCUGCCAAGCUUAGCCUUCCAAGCGGCGGUUUCGCUUGGCUCCAGCGAAGUUCCUGUUCCGCUAAGAGGCCACUCGCCGGACGAGGGCACGACAGGGUUUGCGUACGCUGCGGUAGACUCUCCACUUCGCGCCGCACAGUUUUCGUUUCUUCCGCCUUCGAACAGAUCGGCGGCGCUAGGCCGUCUCCCGGCCGUUUCUAGCUUCUCGCCUGUGCUCCAAGACGCACACGAGGUGCCCUCGCCUCCAGUCGGCGGCUCCCAAGUGCAGCGUCCUCCUUCGCUUCCUGAGCACGCCCGCCUCGGGGACGCUCCCCAUUUCGUCGCCUUGCCGGCAGUAUUCCACCGUGGCGGCGAUUCACCGAUUCCGGGGGCCGGAAACCCCCCUGAGGAUGCACGUGCUCCAAUCUCUUCUCGGUCUUACUCGCCGGGAACGCCGCCAGGGGCUGUGACCCUCCAGCAAGGGUUUCGGGGUGUGGCGCCCCUCGGCCAGACCCUCGCGACACAUGGGAUGCCUGCCGGCGCUUUCCUACCUCCCACGCUGCUAGGGGCUGCGUCUGCUCAGACUGUCCCUGCCUCUUGGGGGCUCUCUCCCUCUCCCUGUGCCUCUCCUCAACUCUCCGCAGCUUCGUCACCUUCUCCACUGGCAGGCAGUCCCCCUCCACGGCUGGGCGGCCCCCCUAGUUCUCCAGCCUUCCGACCACCGUUCCCGCCUGCCCCGUUUGGACCCCGGGGCGCGUUCUCGCUUCGGCCGCCCUCGUCUCCGGGGUACGGCCGUGAGCCGCACGCGGGUACCCGCCCAGAGGCGGCAGAAAGCGAAACUAAUCCGCACGCCUCCGCGGCCUUGAUGGACGGGCGGCAACUGUCGCCAGGGGGCGAGGGCUGCCCCAUCCUCUUGGCUGGGUCUGCGGAAACUGCCGCCUGCGUGAUGGAGGGCGAAUCUGGGGGGCGCCUCAGCGCACAAAACGGAGGGUCAGAAGCAGUUGCCGGCACUGCCCCAGAUGAAGACCGCCAGCAGCAGGCUGACGCAGGUCCCCCCGUAUCACAUGUCCGAUUAGAAGAGGAUGGGGGGACGCGUGGAGACUCCGUGGAGUGCGCAGAAGCUUUUGGUAGCCUCGACGCGUCUGGCGGGCCAGCGAUGCCUUCUGGCAAUACGCAGCGCAUCUCAACGGAGCCCCGCCAAGACGACCGAGCAGCACAGCCUCCUCCGGAGGCGUCUUCGUUAGACUCCGUCAGUGCCGCCUUCUGCCAGGCGCCCGUGGAGGCGUCGCCCGCGGCGGAAGCGAGCAGUGUCUGCCCUGUGGCCUCUCCGACAAGAGAAACAACAUGGCAGGGGCCAGGAAUAUCGGCGCCAGGAGAGGCCGAGGCAGGCUGCGACCAGAGGAAAACGCAGCUGCAGGCUGCUCAAGCUGAGCGUGUGCUGCCUGAGGCCUUGGCCGUCCCUGUUCAGAAUUCCGCGAUCGCAUCCACCAGUCCAGGCUUGCGAGAGACUGCCGGGACACCUGCUGGCCCCCCCUCUUUCGCGGAGGCGAACGCUGGGCGCCCCGACUGCGAGGGAACGCGAGUGCCGCCCACGGAUGAAAACGCGGCGAAGUCACCCUUGUUACCGGCAGCACCGCGGACUGUCGGCGAGGAGAGGCCCUUACAAGUGGAAGAAGCUCAGGAGGCAUCUUCGACAGGGAGCCUGCAGAGCCCGGGCCUCCGCCUUCCCUCGUCUUCCCCCUAUCCGCCUCCGUGUGCACCGCUGCCGCAGGCCCGCAGCCCCGAAUCAGAGAGCUGCACAGUGGAGCAGCUGUUGCCGCAGCCGCGCCGGGUCACACUCCAAAACCGAGGGGCACCAGCAGCGAGUUGGGGAGGUAUGGAUUCGUUCUCUGAAGGUACCCAGGGGGGUCCUGCUGAGAAUAGGAUUAUCCGGAUGACCCAGGUCCCUUUCGCGCGUGUCGGCGACCAGGCUAUGUCCCUGCCUCCAGCGGUCGUCCUCACGGAUGCGGGCUUCCAAUCGCAGGCAAUUUCCGGAGCCUCUCUAGCGGCGUUUGAGACCCCAUACCCGCCCUCUCCGUCCACGCUCGGCUUCUACAAAGUGAAAGCACCAAGUCUGCCCAAUUCUGCUGACCCCCCUCCAGAGUUCUCAGAUUCCUCCCUCGCGCCCCGGCUCCCCGAGGGGGGCUCAGCCUUCCCUGCGCUCGUCCGCUGCGCCCCGACGUACACUGGGGACGGUUCGUUGAGGCACCCGGCCCUCCUGACUUCUCAGAGUGGAAGCGAUGGCGCCUCCGGCUCCACGCCGAUCCUUGCGCACGACGCAUAUGGAUCUCCCGCGGGGGUUGCGGAGAAGGCAGCUGCGCGGCCGGCGUCGCCAGAAGAGAACUUCUACUGGGCAGGAGUGACAGACGCUAUCUGUCACGAGUGGAGGACCGAUCUUCACGUGCCGGGAGCUGGACUGGCUCCGCCUGCUGCGCCAACUGCUCUCGAAGGGCGGACGCCUGCGUCCUCCUCGGUGCCUGCGUCUAUUCCGCGGGAAAGCUAUCUCCUCCAGCCUGUCCCGGAGUCGCCUAGUCGGCUCAACGGUGUGGUGCGGCAUGAGCCUGGAAAGGCGUUCUGGAACGCACAGCAUGCAGAGGGGGGCCCGUUGUUCGCGGGCGGGCCAACCAGCUCGCCGCAGGUCCUGUCGUGCCCCAGGCCGCCGACGCGAAUCCCUCUUCACUACGUGGGAACCCUUCCUCUGAGGCGGCCGCGCAGUCAAAGCCCUAGCGACGUCUCGGCGAGCCGAUGCCUUUCGGUUGCAUCGGGUGCGAGGUGCCCCUUCGCCGCGCCCCUCGGGGCAGCCGCAGCGCUUCUAGAGGGGGAGGGCGAUAUGGGCCUCGUUGCGGAGCCCAAUGAAAGGGCCUCGGCCGCCACUCCGACCGCGAACCCCUCCACCCCCAGAGGAGUCUGUGAAAACCCAGAGAAGUUUACACCGUGCAACAGCGCGAACGGAGACCUGCGAGACUGCGGGCCGGACGGCGCUUGCACCACAUAUUUCUCUUCAGCGCGCCGCCUGCGCUCCCUAUCAACAGGCCAGCUUUCGUGCGAGGCGAGCCGCCCAACUGUUCACAGUCCAUGCAGGCACUGCGGCUGCCCCGGCAGGGCAUCCGGAGGCAGCUGCCCAUCCCAGAUCGACGGCAGCUGUGAGAUUCGUUCGCAGCCGGGAACCGAGCCGUGCGGCGGAAUUCCUCCAAGUGACGGCCAUCGGCGGGGCGUGCAUGAGCCCUUCUGUGGAGAGGGGGGCUGCCACGCAGCCUGCUCCCGGCGACCUCGGUCGAGCUUCCACCAGGCCCAGGCGAUCCCCCUUGUCCGCUGUCACUCCCCGGAAGACCGGUAUCGCGCCGCCAGGCUCGGUGUCGGCGGCUAUCCGGUCUAUCCCUCCGAAGCGGACGUGGCCGCAGCCUGCCAAGAGGGGACUGCAGACGAACUCCAGGCGUCUCUUCUCGACAGUUCGGACUGCUCGGACCCUCCGUUCCACGCGGACACGCUUCCAUUCUCGGCAGGAGGGAGCCCGUCGCGCUCCGUCACAGACAGCGUAUUGUCUGGAAAAGACGAGACAGCCGGGCCUUCCGGUGGCUCGAGACGGCCGUCCCGUAGGCAGGCGCUGGCGGCAAGCCACGGCGUGUCCUGUCGCGGAAGCAGUCGGUCCUACGCCAGCAAGAGAGACGACGAUCCUUCGGGAAGAAAAUCGAAUCCACUGGUGCCCUGUAUUCCCAUACGAGGCUCGAAGAUCGGGCAAGCGAGAAACGCACCGGCGGAGAGACAAACCCUGUCCUCCCUGGCGGCAAGGAACCGACGGCUGGAAAACCAGGUUCUUGGUCUCUGCUGCGCUCUAGUCGAGGCACACGAACAGCUGGAGAAGACCAAGGAGGGAGCGAAAAGCCGACCAACUGGUUAUGCGACUCGAAGCCCCUACUGGAAGCGGCGGGGGGCGCCGAAAAGGCCCGCGAAUGGGAAGUCAUUCUCUUAA